Molecule: messenger RNA, 965 nt
Organism: Oppia nitens
Lineage: Eukaryota; Metazoa; Arthropoda; Arachnida; Sarcoptiformes; Oppiidae
Exons: 3
Coding region: 33-938 (301 amino acids)
Source: RefSeq, a predicted model, not a curated record
UUUAAAAGAAAAAUAAAAAUUAAAAUAAAACUAUGAAUCAAAUAAAACCCGAAGAUUAUGUUUCCGUGACCUACUAUACGGACGCAAUUCAAUUGGAUUCAAUUAAAUUGAUUGCUAAUGAAAAAUGUUCAUACGAUCUGAUUGUUGACCUGGGCUUCGGUGACGGCAGAGUUACCCGAAUGUUGUCCGAAAAAAUACCGCACAAACAAGUGUUGGCCAUCGAUGUCGUACCCGAACUGUUAGCACACGCUGUGGCCAACAGUUCGGACGAUAAGACCGUUGAGUAUGUCUUAGAAGAUAUGAGUGUCCGGUGGCUUGAGUUGAGUCCACGGAUCAGACAAUUGGAGUCAAAAGUGGAUCUAUUGUUCAGUAAUCUUGUCCUAAGCUAUAUAUCCAAUAAAACACAAUUAAUGGAAAUCAUUGGAAAGUUGUUUUCAAGCGGUGGACUGUUUUUUGCAAAUAUUGCUAUCAAUAAAGAUUUGAAUGAUAAACAACUGUUGGACAGUAUGUAUGAGGACAGACAACAAAAACAGCAACUGCUGUGCCAUUCAACUGAUAGACAACUAAAUGAUUGGAAACAAAGUUUAGUCGUCAAUGGAUUUGAUAUUAAAAUAUUCAAACAAUUGGAUCAAAAUGAAGUAAUGACUCGCAAACAGAUUAUAGAUUUUAUGCCAGAAUUAUUUAACUGCUUUGCUAUCUAUUAUGAAGAUCGGACCCAUUUUGACGAUGUGGUCAAAAAAGAUGACCGCUUUCACGAUCUAGUGUUUAACGCCUAUUAUAGUUUAACAGACGCGGCAUCGGCGGCAUCGGUAACUGUGGCCAACCAUCGACCAGUAUUGUUGACGUGGAAACAAUUUUUAGCGGACAAUACUAUUCACGAAAUGAAAAGUUGUUGGCAAAUCUUACAGGUUAUGGCUUACAACAAAAAUGUUAGAUAAAGUAAUACAUAGGGGGGGGGUCUAAAU